Pochonia chlamydosporia 170 is the source of this 1908-nucleotide messenger RNA. RefSeq lists its product as hypothetical. The coding region runs from base 1 to 1908 and encodes 635 amino acids. The transcript is spliced from 2 exons. The record is from RefSeq and is a predicted model, not a curated record. Lineage: Eukaryota; Fungi; Ascomycota; Sordariomycetes; Hypocreales; Clavicipitaceae.
AUGGUGCGCGGUUACCGUGGCCGUGCCGAUUUCCAUCACUCUAGAAACAGGUAUUUUAAUCCGCGAAGCCAUCAACACUGGUCUCGGGACGAUGAGCGCUUCCAACCCAGGAGACCAUACUACGACAGUCGCGACACAUGCCACGAGGAGAGGCGCACGCCAACAAGAGACGAAAUAGAUUCAGAAUCAGACAAUAUGUCCCCGGCGCGAAACAGCACGCGACCGAGUGAGCAUGGCUCAUCUACCAACGUGCCUCACCAGCCUCGCUCCACAAACCUCUCUCGGCGUGAAGCCGAUAUGAAGCACUUGGUUGAGCUUCUGUGCGAUCGGAUGUAUUGGUACAUGCAGCGAGAUCACCAGGACAAAAAGGUCAAGAAAAUGCAAAACGAGCUUGACCGAUGCCGUCCUGGAUACCCUGAAACGUCAAAUCACGCCGAUGUCCUCAAGCUUCAGAUGGACCAAACGUCAAGAGAGAAGCAAAAGUGCUGCGACCGACUCAAUGGUGCUGAUGGCAAGCUGCUGGAUCAUCUUGUCACCUUUGUAGAUAAGCAGGGAGAAAGACUCCUGUCUACACAGAACCACGGUGUGAAGAGUGAGGACGUUGAUUCUCGACUAGAAACUCUCCGCGGGUCUCUUCUGGAGCAAUUUCACACGCGCCUUAAAGAAGAGUCUGGCCAUCUCGGUAACUCUGUUCGGUCUCAGCUACAGGAAGAGACGGCAGAGCUGAAACUUAGCCUGGAGCAAGAAAAAGAAAGAAAUGAUCGACUUCAGACGAAAAUGGAGGAAAUGGAGAAGGCACUGCUCACCCUAGAACAGAGGCAUACCAGCCUGACGGAAGAAACUCUCAAGAAUAACAGCGCCAGAUUACAACUAGACGGCAAGCUUGUUGCAGUAGACAACAAGUUAACUCAGCUGUCUGGGAGGAUUGAUGGCAUUAUGAGAAAUACGGUAACCACCGAAGCAUUGUCCUCGGCGUUGGAGCAGUUUGAUAGCAUCCUCUCCGCCUUCGACAAGUCAACCGUUUCCGAACAGUGGGGUUUUAAUAAGGAGGCCGGCAUGAAAACUAGACGGCUUCUUCAAACCAUUGUCGAAGAUCUGAAUAGCGUCAAGCUCAGCCUGCGAAGCGAGACACCGGCUGCGUCGUCGCAAAAAGUUGCGGACUUGCAGAACGAACUAAACUCGUGCGUCAACAUGGUAGAGAGCCACUCAAAACAACACAGUUCGAUAUCAGAGACGCUUAAAUCUAUUGAGGACAUCCUGAAACAGGUCACCCUGGCGCAAGAAAACGACACUGGUCAGCGUUCUCUACCCGGAUCGCCGAGCAAGGCCGCCUUGGAAGUCGACCAGAUUCUGGAUCAAAAAUUCCAGCCAUUCUCUGCUUCAAUUGCUGACAGAGUGAAGGCCAUGAUGCAGGAGAAGCUGAACGAAGUGGCGCGAGACCUGGGCACUUUCGUUAACAAUGAAAGAGUGGCAAGAGAACACGCAAGCGCUGCCGCUGAGGAUUCGCUUACCAUUGCGUCAACUUUACGACAAGAUGUUGAUGUGUUGAGAGAUGGAGUCCAUGCAUCGAUGUGGAAACUGGAUUGUGAACUUGGUGAGCAGAAAAAACAAAUACACUGGUGCAACGAGGGCCUCGCAUCCUUUGACCGUCGGCUGCAGCGUACUGCCGCGGAAGGUGGCGAUAGUGUAGAGAAGCUUGAGCUACAGUUGCGAGUUGUUAAUGCCUGGCAAAGCAAUUUCACGACGGCAUCCUUGUAUCAGGACAUUACCAAGCACAUCACUGAUACACUUCCGCUGACUAUGCUGCAAAAAAUCAACUCGGUUACUUCUCGGCUGGAGGCAAUUGAAGCCUAUUUUAAGAUGAACAAUGACGGGACGCCCAGAAAGCGCAAAACAUCUCAUAAAUGA